Molecule: messenger RNA, 483 nt
Organism: Penicillium bovifimosum
Lineage: Eukaryota; Fungi; Ascomycota; Eurotiomycetes; Eurotiales; Aspergillaceae
Exons: 3
Coding region: 1-483 (160 amino acids)
Source: RefSeq, a predicted model, not a curated record
AUGGUUGCGGAGUCACGAGUGAACGAAGCGUGUAUUACUAACUGGACCGACUUCGAUGAAUGGGAGCUAUACGCGCCGGAUCUUGCUACCAUAGCUACUCACGAAUUCCACCUGCAGUUUGUCGAACUCAACAUAAUGUCUCGGAUCAAUCUUCUCGCUUACGAUGUUGAUCUGCGCUUCGAAGUGAUAAACACCAUACCGGUCAAUGUUGAUAAGUUCGAGAAGAUAUUGAAGCUAAUAUGGUAUAAGAAGAUCGAGGUCAGACGACGGAUCCUCCACGUCCAGGACCCGGUGCAGAGAUGCAUGCUUGGGGCGGCAUAUCAGCGGUCCAUUGGUAUCAAGAAAGCGUAUGGAACGUGGCUUAUUGGAGAGAUUGCCUUCUCCGACUACAUUGUCUCCCCUCUCCCUUGGCACCCCAUCCUUACUGCCUCAACAGUAUUUGAUUGUGUCAAAGGAGUAGUCUACCACGUCCUCUAUCUGUAG